AGCUGGCAGCUGUUUUGAACAACUGCAGCAAAUAUCCCAACACUUAAAUCUCUUUAUAUCCUUUCCCCCUAAUCUAUCUUCUCUAUUUAGAGUAUAAGCACUUCGGGACAGGGACUGUCUCACUGUACAGUGCCUAGCACCAUGAGGCCCUGUUCUUAGCUGGUCCUCCGGCACUGCCAUAACAAACAUGCUAAAUACAUAAUCAAACUGUCUCCUUGCCUUAUUCUAUGUUGGCCUACGUUUUUCUAGUGAUUUGGGGGGACAUAAUUUUUCAGAAGCCCAAUGUGUGAUACCUUCCAAGCACCCACGCUUGGAAAACAGGGGCCCUUUUGGUUGCCUCAAGUUGGGCACCCCAGAUCAACGAAUCGCUUUUGGAAAUAUAGACCAGCUGUAUUUUAAGUGUAUUUACUACCCAACAAAAUACAGACGAACUGAAUGCUGCUGCCAUGUGCCACGUGUACUGCUGAGUUACUCUCCGCAAACCCAGCUGCCGCCUCCGCAACGGCAGGACAAGCUUCUCAACAGUCUGUACCUCUUCUCACGUGAAACUGGCUGAAGCAUGUAAAAGCCCCAAUGGGAAAACAAAGCAAUUCUAAUUCCCGUUAAAGGAGACAGACCUAUACUGCUGAAUGAAGGCCCAACGCUUAGGGUGACCAGAUGUCCCGAUUUUAUAGGGACAGUCCCGAUUUUUGGGCUCCUAUUACCCCCCACCCCUGUCCCGAUUUUUCACACUUGCUGUCUGGUCACCCUACCAACGCUGAAGGGUGUUUUGAGAAUUCAAUGCUAGGUUCGCUCUGCUCCGGAUGAAGUCAACGGGAGCAGAGCGCGGGCUGCCGCCUGCCUGCUUUGGAAAAAAUCUCACCCCUAGAAUGCAAACUCUUCAGCACUUCUAAGCAAGUCCGUGCAGGCAGGGUCAUGAGCGAUGAUGCAUUUCCCUGUAAACUACGCCCUGGGGUGAAGAAUCCCUUCGCUUGACGCACCUCAAACGGAACGUACCUCUGCCAACGCCAUGAUUGCUCCUCGGUGCUUUGCUAGUCUAGCUCUGUGCAGCCUGGUCAUUGCCCAAAGCGGCGGCUCAGUCAAUAGCGUUGAGUAUUUAAGGCCGUUUGUAAAGUACCAGGAGAAAGUGGCUUAUGACAGAGCAGCUUUGGAAUGGAUGCAUCAGAGGGCAAAAAGAGCCACAGAAGAGCAUGAAAAAACCAUCCAGUUCGAAUUCCAAGCCUAUCAGAGGACAUUCAAGCUGAGGUUAAGCAGGGACACGAGUGCUUUCGCCAGAGACUUUGAGAUAACCGGGAAGGCCACCUCAGAGCCUACAGAUGUUUCUUUCAUUUACUCUGGUGUCUUGCAAGACGAGCCUGGAUCUUUCUGCCAUGGUGCCAUCAUCAAUGGCCUUUUCAAAGGGUUUAUCAGAACCAAGAAUGGCACCUACUACGUGGAGGCUCCUGGUGCAUCUGCCAGCAAUGUGACGUCGCCAGGCCAUGCUCUCAUCCACCAUGAAAGCGACAUUGAUUAUUCCAUUUUAGAAGAUCCAGACUCUGCUCCUUUGACAAGGAGAACACAUCAGGUCUUGCAGAAUUUCCAGCAAGAGCUAAAAUUAAAGGGAGAAACCUUGGAGAGGCAGAGAAGGAGUCUGGAUUACUCUAGGACGUCCUGCUUGCUGUACCUUCAAGCCGACUACUUGUUCUACCAAAGAUUUGGCACUAUCGAAGCAGUGAUUGCUCAGAUUGCUAGCUACAUAAAAGCUGUGAAUGCAAUUUACGAAGGUGCAAAUUUUGACGGUAUCAGGCACAUCGACUUCAAAGUGAAAACCCUCAAUAUAAUCCAGGAGAACCAUCCUUCUGGCUCUAUGAAGUCACCUUUCAUCGGCCCAGAAAUGCUGCUGAUGCUGCACUCCGGUUCCAACUGGAAUAGCUAUUGUCUCUCCUACCUCCUCACUGACAGGGAUUACAGCGGAGUUCUUGGGAUUGCUUUUAAUGGACAAGCUGGCGACUUGGGGGGGAUAUGUUCCAAACACAGGAAAUUCCGGGACAAGGAGGUGUCUCUGAACACUGGCUUGAUCACGCUGCAGAAAUAUGGCCAAUAUUUGCCUCCUAGGAUUCUCCAUAUCACUCUGGCCCAUGAACUUGGCCACAGCCUGGGAGCUCCGCACGAUGAGAGUGAGGAGUGCGCCCGUUUCAGCUUCGACACCACGCAUGGGAACUACCUGAUGUUCAGCUACGCCACAGACGGAUGGCAGUACAACAACGACAAAUUCUCCCCGUGCAGCAUUGAAUACAUCGGGAACAUCCUAAGAGCCAAGAAGGACAGGUGCUUUGUUGAAACUGACCGCCCCAUCUGUGGGAAUCAAAUUGUAGAUCCAGGGGAGGAAUGCGACGUGGGCAACAAUGACUCUGACCCUUGCUGCUAUGCUGCCAAGGAGCCAAACGGCAUCCGGUGUAGGCUGAAGCCAGGAGUGCAGUGCAGCUCAAGCCAGGGCCUGUGCUGCAGCCAUGAAUGUGUCUAUAAACUCCAAGGGGAGCUCUGCCACGAGGAGACGGAUUGCACCUUUGAGAGCACCUGCUCUGGGCAAACAGCUGAAUGCGCCGCUCCCCUUCCCAAAGCCAAUUACACUCUCUGCAGCAUGGGGACACGGAUCUGCUUAAAUGGGCUCUGCCUCGGAUCCCUCUGCGUCAAGCACGGCCUGGAGCAAUGCGACUGCGUUAGCACGUCCAGGCGGGAGAAAUGCCACCUCUGCUGCCAGCAGCCAGGCCAAGUGCACACAUGUGCCAGUACAGCCUCUGCUCUGCUGGAGCGUUACUUCAACGGCACACACAUCCCGCUGACCCCCGGCACGCCCUGCAGGGACAGGAUGGGCUACUGCGAUAAGUUUCACGUCUGUCGGCUCGUGGACGAAGACGGACCCAUAGCCAGGGUGAAGAACUCCAUCUUGGAUUUCAUCGAGCUGGAGGAUAUAUCAGCCUGGAUGAAGACACGCUGGUGGGCUGUGCUCUUGAUGAUCCUGACUUUGGCAGCUGUGAUGGCCGGCACCGUCUUCCUCUUCGGAAGGACGCUCGACAGCGAAAAAGGCAAGUAA
Chrysemys picta bellii (western painted turtle) is the source of this 3073-nucleotide messenger RNA. RefSeq names its product disintegrin and metalloproteinase domain-containing protein 10-like. Gene Ontology annotation, biological process: membrane protein ectodomain proteolysis; Notch signaling pathway. Gene Ontology annotation, molecular function: metalloendopeptidase activity. The record is from RefSeq and is a predicted model, not a curated record. NCBI's taxonomy places the organism in Eukaryota, Metazoa, Chordata, Testudines, Emydidae. Gene Ontology annotation, cellular component: plasma membrane.